Nematostella vectensis (starlet sea anemone) is the source of this 662-nucleotide messenger RNA. RefSeq lists its product as uncharacterized. Bases 1 to 516 code for a protein of 171 amino acids. Lineage: Eukaryota; Metazoa; Cnidaria; Anthozoa; Actiniaria; Edwardsiidae. The transcript has a single exon. The record is from RefSeq and is a predicted model, not a curated record.
AUGAGUUGGUUUUGGGGAAGCGAGGAUCAAAUCGAAGACACGAAAAUGCACAUUGAAGCGCUGACGAAGAGGAAUAUGCAACUCGAGGAACAACUCAAAGAACUUUCCGAAGCUAAUCGGAAGCAAAGCGAAGCUCACGCUCAAAGCCUUGCAGUACUACCUCUUCGAAUGAACCAAACAAUGAAAGCAAAAGACGAGAAAAUAACCGAAUUGCAAGCAGAAGUGGAUAGGUUAAAGUUAGAGGCUAGCGAACGCGAAAUGCUCAUGGAACAUUUACAGAAUAAAUGUAAGAUAUUAGAUGAGGUUGCACGUCAUAGGGACGCUUUGGAAAGUGUCCUCGCUUGCUUGGAUAUUAUUCAAGAGCCCGAUUACGAUGCGGACGGAGAGAAUGAACGAGAAACUGAUUUGAUCAAUGGCUCCAUUGAAAAGGAGGGAAAUGAUGGGAGAAAGGAGGCGAGAGACUUUAGAAUUGACAGUGGUGUAGACACGGAAGGCCCUUCAGGGUCCAGUUAUUAAUUUUAACAUUUACAUAAUUCAUAAAUAUAAACAAUAAUAACAUUUACAUAAGCACAGUAAAUCAUAACACAGGGACUUCAUUUAGAAAUUUUAUUAUCAAGUUCGUACCUCAAAAUAAAUAAUAAAUGUACAUUUAGCAUGCACCA